Messenger RNA from Hemicordylus capensis (graceful crag lizard), 3842 nucleotides. It is a transcript of the gene FMOD, whose product is annotated as fibromodulin. Gene Ontology annotation, molecular function: protein binding. The coding region runs from base 324 to 1562 and encodes 412 amino acids. The record is from RefSeq and is a predicted model, not a curated record. Lineage: Eukaryota; Metazoa; Chordata; Lepidosauria; Squamata; Cordylidae. The transcript is spliced from 5 exons.
AGUCCCAUCUUUUCCUCUGCACGGCUAGUUUGGAGAAUAUUUGGGAAUGGGCCCCAGCAUUUGCGGCAGCCAGCCCCAAAGCAAUGCCAAGAGUUGCAGAGGUGAAGGGGGCCAAAAUUGGAGGUGAAGGGGACCAAAAUGGUCUGAAAGACGUUGGCCAUUUGGGAGACUCGGGACUGUGCUUGCAAAUGUUUUCUAAGGGAUGAUCUCCAAGAAAGCAAGAAGCCCUUGAAAAAUAUACUUCCCACACUGCCAGUCAGUCAUUACUGAGGAAAGAGAACAUACAAGGUCCAGGACUGAACUAACUAGAAAGAGGCGUAAACAUGCCAAAGAGGAGACUGCUGCAGUUCUUUGGUGUGGACUGGCAUAGUGGACUGGUGUGGACUAGCAUUAAAGUGUCAACAUGUUGGUCCAAGGUUUGCAGCAAGAUGCAGUGGGCUUCAGUUCUUAUCAUGAUUGGCCUCUGUGGAGUGUCCUUGAGCCAGUAUGAUGACUAUGAUGACGUACUGUGGCUACAACAUUACCUACGCAGCCAGUCCUCAUCCUAUAGCUAUUCACCAUAUGAAGAUGAGUCUCCCCCUUAUGCUUCUUACUCUUAUGUGCCAGCUGGGUCUUCUGUUGGGGAGCCUGUCCCUGAACCCCCUGUAUCUAGGGAAUGCCCCCAAGAGUGCGAAUGCCCUCCCAACUUCUCUUCCGCCUUGUACUGUGACACUCGCAACCUCAAGUAUAUUCCUUUUGUGCCUUCGCGGAUGAAAUAUGCCUACUUCCAGAACAACCAAAUUGUUACUAUCCAAGAAGGAGCCUUUGACAACGCUACCAAUCUGGAGUGGCUUGCAUUGCAUAACAACCAAAUAACCAGUGAGAAAAUGGGCAAGAGGGUUUUUGCCAAGCUCAAGAACCUUGAGAGGCUAUACCUUGACCAUAACAACCUGACCAAGAUGCCUACCCCUUUGCCACGCUCGCUGCGAGAGCUUCACCUGGCUUAUAAUCAGAUCUCCAAAGUCCCAUCCAAUGCCCUUGAAGGCUUAGAGAACCUCACCGCUCUGUAUAUUAACCACAACCAGAUUCAUGAAAUAGGAUCAAACCUCAAGGGGCUAAAAUCUCUGAUUCUUGCAGACUUGAGCUACAACCAGCUCAGAAGAGUUCCUGAUGGCCUUCCAAGUGCCUUGGAGCAGCUCUACCUGGAGCAUAAUCACAUACACACUGUCCCUGAUGAUUUCUUCAAAGUUUCCCCAAAGCUGCUCUAUGUACGGAUGUCCCACAAUAGCUUGACAAAUGACGGACUCUCCCCCAAUGCUUUCAAUGCCAGCAGCCUCCUGGAACUGGAUCUGUCUUACAACAGGCUUCAGAAGAUUCCACGAGUCAGUACAAGCCUUGAGAAUCUCUACCUCCAAGGAAACAAAAUAAAUGAGUUCACCAUCAGCAGUUUCUGCACCAUUGUAGACAUCAUGAACUUUUCCAAGCUACAAGUCUUGAGGCUGGAUGGGAAUGAAAUCCGUCGGAAUUCUGUGCCCUCAGACGCUCCACUCUGCCUGCGAUGGGCCAGUGUCAUCGAGAUCUAGCCAUUGUCCUUGCUCCUGUCCUUCACCCCCACUUUCAGAACAAGGCCAUCCGGCAACCACACCGGAGUGGGGGCCUUCUUAUUUAACACGGCUUCACUUGAGUUGGCUUCUGCAGUUGUAUAAUGUAGGAGGGGUUGAUAACUUGAUCCAACAGGUGCUGCUCCUAUUAGCCAAUGAGGUGACAGCAAAUAUGCAGGCAAAUCUUUGCCCACCUCUUCCCCACCUUCUCUCAUCUGUCUCCCUCUUUUUCACUCUUCAGCAGACAGUUAUCUCAGCUUCAUAACAUGCUGUCAGGCAGCGUGUGACUCUUGGUUUGGGUGGGUGGGUGGAGGAGCUUUUGUUUCAUUUCAUCCACUUCGCUUUAAAAGUUUGAUGCCAGCUGGGACGCCUUUGGGAUUUGUCUUUCCAUGUAGGAGGGUCGUGAUGCAAAUGGAGCGUGUGUGUAGAGGGGGGCGGAUGAAAUUGAAUCAAAACAAAACGAAAACAGAUUAAGCAGUUGGCCACACAGCAAGGAGCAAUUACAGAGACAGAGUGGGGAAAUAGGAAAAGAGUGAGGGAAGAGAGAAAAUUACUGACAGGAUAGGAGCCAGCUCUUCAGCUGGUUUUCAAAGAUGAAUAUAGCUCCCCUGGUGUCAAUUGCUGACUAAGUAGCAUCUUCACAACAUUUUCCCUCUCUUUUCUUUUUAUUAGUUUUUCCAUUCUGUUUACAACACACAAAGAUCUAAAGAUGAAUCAGAAGCCCCACUGCCAUGCAAUAACAUUACCUUAAUAAUAAAGCUGCAUAUCAAAUUAUACCACAAAGUUAUCAAAGCACAGAAACUCUUAUCACAGCUGUAGCAUUCACAAUGUAUUCUCCAGAAAGACGCAACCAUAUUGUAAUACUUCCACAGCUCCAGAGAGAGUAAUUUUCCCUCUUCUCACCUUCUUACUCUCCCUUAAACUUCAGCAGCCGUGUUUUAUUGUUGUUUUCUUUAUUUCUUACAAUUUUGUGCAAUCCAUAAUUGUGGAGCAGAAAGAUUAAAGUGUUUCCAUUUGGGAUGUUUAGGCUAUUGCAUAUAGAUGGCUAAAAACAGAGUAAUUAUUGGACUGAAUUGUAACAGUGGCAGACAUGCUUCGCAACAUUACACCCACGAUGGAAUAUAAGAUUCACUGAGUUGCACAAGAGUGCUGUUGCAGAAAUGCAAAAUUGUGCAAAUGGAGUUGUGAGUGUGUCCAUUAUACAUAAUGGUUGCACUGUCACAACUCUAUUUGUCCCAUUUUUGAGCUUGUGCAACAGUGCUCUUGUGCAGUUGCGCACAUGUUAUGUUCCACUGCAUGCGUAACAUGUGCAGUAUGUCAGCCAGUGUCCCAAAAAUCUGAUACAGCAUUUACAACAUUUCCCCAAGUUUCUCACAACCAGGCAAGUCCACCAUAUGUGCAGACAAUCUCCUCUAUUCACAUGUCAUCUAUAUGGGGGAAUAUCCUUUUGUUUCUGGAGAACAAAAGAGUAUUUUUAGAGAUGCAUACAACUCUGAUGGCAUUAGGCUGCACUUGUGGCUUUGAAUGCACUGCAUAUUAUUAACCCCUUCUGGCCUAGGGAUAAUAGCCUGCUACAUCAGCAGAAAAUUUUUCCUUUUACCUUCUGCUAUGCUGCAGAUCAGUUUAUUAAUCAGUGCUUGCAGAAUACAUAGUUCAUAUUUCUUUCCAUGUGCUGCUUGGGCGCAUAUAAAGAAUGCUACUUUUAUUGAAGCAACAUUCCCAGCCAGUUAUAAAAUGCAACAUGAGCCAGUCAGCAUUAAAAUACCUGGCAGGAUUCAUGGUCAUUCAGCAAGAUAGACGAGUUGCCAAAAUAUCAUGAGAAACUGGGGGCUUUAUGGCGAUACUGCUCUGCCAUUUAGGUAAAGCAAUCCAGCAAAAGUUGUAUCCCAGAUUUAUUCUUGUUACAGAACUUCAUUCUAGCUUCCCAUGUGUUUAAUUGUGUUUGUAAUAACCAUGCUUGCUUGGCUGCAGAAUUGUCUGGACUGAUAUUUUAUACAAGUUGCAGCACCAAGUCCUGAUCUCAGAAUGGACGGUGCUUCCAACUUGAAGUUCUCUUCUCUCAAGUAUUGAAUCCUUUCUGUAGGGUUCACAGAUGAGGAGAGGAGGUGGAGAACAAGGAGAACAUGAGUUGUAUGGGGAGAAUAAGCAGCUCAAGAUGCCAUCAAAACCUUCUGCAUUUAAAAUGCAUGCUGAUAAUAUAAAAAUGUGUAGAAGCAUGAAUUGUAGAUAUUACUGAUCAAUAAAACCCUUUUUAUAAUUGCA